GAGAAUUUAUCGUCGUCACUCGCCACGCAGCGCAGUACCCGCGCCGUGCAGAGCGUGGGAACACCGCCGGCGGCCUCCGCGGGGGUCCGCUCAGCUCGUUCCCCUGCUCGGCGCGCUCACCAUGCGAUGGCUUCGUCGUCCUCGACGCCGACGACGCGCUCGCGAACCCUCCUCUUCCUCUCCUACCGCGACUCCCAGGCCCGCUCGUCCCGCUUCCGCUCGCGCCGCCUCAGCGCCCAGUACGACGACCCCGACCUCGGCAAUGAUGAGCACCAGGGACUCAUACGCCACGCCGACUCCGCCCACGUUGCCCUAGACGUGGACGCGCUGCCCCCCAAAUGGUCCGUGGCCUCGCGCCGUCCCUGCGCAGCUAAUGCGCCCACCGCGCCAUCCUUCUAUCCCACAACUGAACAAUGGGACCAACAGGGUCGAUAUCGCGGAGCAGGUCGAAGACAUCCUCGCUGGCACAAAGGCGAAGAUCUCCGUCCUCGACAAGCUACACGCCAAACACGUUCUCCCCGGCUUUUCGGACCGGUCCGCUGAAGAACGCGAAAUCGAAGCGGCGACGACAGACAUCACCAAGGACUUCCGACGGUGCCAAGCGCUCAUUCAACGCAUCGGCGCCGUCGCCGACACGGCUCAGCACUCGUUUCCACCCCAGUCUCAGUCGUCCCGGCACCAGCAGCUGGCCGCGAAGAAUGUUCAACGAGGACUCGCUGCCAAAGUGCAGGAGCUCAGCGCGACGUUCCGGAAGAAGCAGCGGGUCUAUCUCGAGAAGCUGCAAGGUCACGCGAUAAAAAACCAAGACUUGAUGAUCGCGUCCGGAGCGGUGUCGCUCAAGGGGUCCGAAGGCCUCUCUGCCGUCGACGAUGACGUCGAGGCGGCUACAUUCUCCCGGAGCCAAUCACAGGCACAGGCGCAGAUGCACCAGGGCGAGCAGGUGGACGUCCGGCAACGGAACAGGGAGCUGAACGAGAUCGCCGACUCGAUAGCCCAGCUCGCCGAGCUCUUCCGGGAGCUGAGCGCGCUCGUGAUCGACCAGGGCACGCUGCUGGACAGCGUCGAAUACAACAUUGAGCAAACCGCCGUCCAAAUGCAGGAAGCGGUCAAGGAGCUCGACGUCGCCACGAGAUACCAGAAGAACACCGGUCGCCGGAAGUGUAUCUUCCUCCUCCUGCUCAUCAUCUUCGGCCUCAUCGUCGUACUCAUAUUCAAGCCGCGCCGGCACGCCGCUCCGUCCUCUUCCCCUCCGAGCGCGCCGACAGGCCCUGCCGACUCGGUGCUCGCAGACCCGGCCGGCCAGGGCCACGCUCUCGCCUUGGCGGCGCGGGCGAGGCUACACCCAUAGUGGGUGUGCCUUCCUCCUUCGGGUGGGCCAGGACCGGAUGGACGUCCACGCGCGAAGAAGAGGCACCGUGACUGGCGGCGCGAAGCUAGCCUAACUGACGAGAUUUGCCUGUUGGAGCGAGCAGACGGUAGAUUUCGCUGCGCGUAUCUGGCACACGCGCACACGAGGCUAAGAGGCUGAGCUUAGAUGAGGGGCGAUAGGGGGUGAUGAUGAUGAUGACGAUCUACUGUGUUGUCGGACGCGCUUCUGGUCUACCUUACUGUAUACGGCGUAACGAGCUAAUUAUCGGCAUUCGAUGUAUUUCCCCGCUCGUUGAGUGCGGGGUUAACUGUCGAUCAG
Messenger RNA from Punctularia strigosozonata HHB-11173 SS5, 1687 nucleotides. RefSeq names its product t-SNARE. Gene Ontology annotation, cellular component: membrane; endomembrane system; SNARE complex. The record is from RefSeq and is a predicted model, not a curated record. Gene Ontology annotation, molecular function: SNAP receptor activity; SNARE binding. Gene Ontology annotation, biological process: vesicle-mediated transport; intracellular protein transport; vesicle fusion. Lineage: Eukaryota; Fungi; Basidiomycota; Agaricomycetes; Corticiales; Punctulariaceae. The transcript is spliced from 6 exons. Bases 374 to 1348 code for a protein of 324 amino acids.